Messenger RNA from Colias croceus (clouded yellow), 1574 nucleotides. It is a transcript of the gene cib, whose product is annotated as thymosin beta. The record is from RefSeq and is a predicted model, not a curated record. The transcript has 7 exons. Gene Ontology annotation, molecular function: actin monomer binding. Gene Ontology annotation, cellular component: cytosol. Gene Ontology annotation, biological process: actin filament organization. Lineage: Eukaryota; Metazoa; Arthropoda; Insecta; Lepidoptera; Pieridae. The coding region runs from base 161 to 784 and encodes 207 amino acids.
ACUAUAGGUGCGACGAACUGCCGGCCCGCGCCCGCCACCCCCGAUUUAUCGGUCCCGCAUACUACCGCUGUACUUCAAUACAGACAGACAGUCGCAUUUUGCCCGUCGAGCGCUGUGUACGUGAUUUUUCUACGUAACCAAAUAAAUAGAUCUCAAUAUAAUGGCCUGCUCAGUCGAUGCCCCCUCCCUCAAGGACCUCCCAAAGGUCGCCACGGACCUCAAAAGCCAGCUUGAGGCUUUCAACCCGAGCUGCCUUCGCGACGUCGACACUAAUGAGAAAAUAGUUCUGCCAUCCGCAGAAGAUGUUGCAAAAGAAAAGCAACACACGGCUCUACUUCAAGGGGUUGAACAAUUUCAAACUUCGUCUUUGAGGAAAACGGAAACAAUUGAAAAAAAUGUACUGCCCAACGCAUUAGAUGUUGCCACUGAGAAAACUCAAAAGUCCCUGUUUGACGGAAUCGAAAAGUUCGACGCAACCAGAUUGAAACACACCGAAACACAGGAGAAGAAUCCGCUUCCCGACAAAGAUGUUGUAGCAGCUGAGAAGGCACACCAGAAUCUACUCGAUGGAGUUGAACAUUACGACAAAACCCAAAUGAAACACACCACGACGGAAGAGAAGAACCCCCUGCCGCCAAUCGAAGCUAUCGAAGCGGAGAAAGAGAAGAACAAGUUCUUAAACGGCAUCGAGAACUUCGACCCAACCAAGCUGAAGCACACUGAGACGUGCGAAAAGAACCCUCUCCCCACCAAGGACAUCAUCGAACAGGAGAAGACAGCCUGAACUGUCCCCCACUUAUUUAUCGCAACUAUAUCUCGCUAGUAACGCCGUAUUUUAGUAACUAUAAGUUUUAUCAUUACGGGAACCGGCCUGUGUUGCCAGCCACAAAAAUUCCCCCACAAUGUUGGUAAACAACUCGGGACUGCUGACUCGCAAGCCGGCCUUCCAUUAGACUAUAGGAACCAAAAUUUUCUAUGUCACUUUUAACGGUAUUGGAUAAGUGUAUUUUACGAGCAUUUUAUUUAAUUUAAACGAAGUAAUUAAGUAUCUGUACUGAUUUUUAUUUAAGUGAGAACGCUGCACUCCUUUGUUUUAUUUUACAAUAAUUACGUACGUUUAUUGUAUGUAUAUUUGCGUUCGCGUUAAGUAUUCUACGAAUGAGAUUAUCUGGUAAUAAUGAUUAAUGAUAUUAUUAAAAUUAUAAUCAUUUAGGAGUGUGGUUACCAAGACUGUUUCGGAUCAUUAUAUUGAUUUGGUUUAAUGCGCAUUGAUAAUUUCUUCACGUAUAAAUAUGUACAAUGAAAAUAGAAUGCGCCAUAGACCUGGUUUAAAUUAAUUUGAUUUUAUUUAUUUUGAUACAACUAGUAAUAAUAAUAUUAAUGCUCAACGUGCAAAUGUAAUUUUCGAAACAUAUUUUACUUUCUUGUGAUGAACAAUAAAUUUUAUACUAUUAUAACUAUUGCAAUAACCAUUUUUCAAUUUUAUAUAACGCUAACGAUGCCAAUAAAACAGUCUAUCGAAAUUUUGUAUGUUUUACAGACGGUGCUUUUUAUAAAUAUAGAAUUAAAAAAUA